Messenger RNA from Octopus sinensis (East Asian common octopus), 2097 nucleotides. RefSeq lists its product as uncharacterized. Bases 1 to 2097 code for a protein of 698 amino acids. The record is from RefSeq and is a predicted model, not a curated record. The transcript is spliced from 2 exons. Lineage: Eukaryota; Metazoa; Mollusca; Cephalopoda; Octopoda; Octopodidae.
AUGCCCGAGAGUUGGUUUUACACAGGAUUAACUUACUUGAUUCCAAAAAAGGAUGAUUGUGAGAAUCCAAAGGAUUUACGUCCUAUAACGUGUAUGCCAACUUUGUACAAGCUUGUAACGAAGUGUGUGAAUGUUAAACUCUCUGAUUUUGUGGAUGGAUUUGGGCUGAUUUCAGACAAUCAACUUGGAACCAGAAAGCAAUGUCAGGGUGCGAAAGAGCAGGCACUUAUUAAUCAAUGCCUGAACAAGGAAUAUGGAAACAGUCUGUACUCUGCUUGGGUGGAUGUAAAGAAAGCCUUUGACUCGGUUGAUCACCAAUUUUUAUUCCACAUAUUGGACAGCUCUGGAAUUCCACUCUGGAUUAUUAACUUUGUGAAAAGUAUAGUCAAGAAGUGGAAAGUAAAUCUACAUCUUGAUGGAAGGAAAAUUGGUUCAGUAAAGCUAACCCGAGGAAUUUUACAAGGAGAUUCAUUAUCCCCAUUGCUAUUUGUUAUGGUAAUGGAUCCCCUAAGCAGGAUCCUGAACUCUAAAUUCCCCAAAUUGCAAAUUAAUCAGGAGGAUCUAAAUAUGUUGACAUAUUCUACCAAUCACCUAUUUUUUAUUGACGAUCUAAAGAUAUUUGCUCUUAAAGAGGACAGUGUUAUUAAAAUGAUGGAAGCUGUUAAAGAAUUUUUUGACAUCGUUGGCCUGGAGAUGAACUCUGAAAAAUCGGCCUCUAAUGUCAAAUCUUUAUCAUGCUGUGAGACUUUGGAAGGAAUCAAUGGAUAUCGCUAUUUGGGCGUAUUUGAAGAUGGAGGAAGUAAUGUCCUCAAGAAUAAACCAUAUGAAUUUGAUGACAUUGAUAAACAAAUACGUCGACUGCUCAUGACACUCAAGUUACAUCUCCAGCCUGCAAAUAAAGAAAGGCUGUAUUUAGACCGCAAAACUUUUGGAAGAGGACUUGCCUCUAUCUCGUUCAAGAGCGAAUUAAUACUCAUGCAAUUCCUUAAAAGCUUGGAAAAACAGUCGGCUGUGUGUUUGCGAAGGUCGGGGAUUCUGCGAGUUAUUAAAACAAAGAAAUGGCAUUUGGCUACAAUCGCAGGAUUUCUUACCUCUAAAUACGCUAUUGCUGACACAGAAAGCAUAGAUAUUAAUUCUCUCAAAGACAUUCAGAAAAAAUAUUUGCUAAACAAAAUAAAGUCCAACUCACUACACUCUGUUAUGUUCAAAUGCCUGGAUGAAUCAAAUGUCGAUCUUUCUACUUCCUCAGAAUGGUUAGCCAAAGGAAAUAAUGGCCCCCGAAGUGAAGCAUUAUACUGCCUUCUGCAAGAUAGAAAUUUGUUUUUUGCAAACACGAGGCCGUUAUGCAAUCAUUGUAAAAAAAGUAAACAAACUGUUGAUCAUCUGGCCACUCAGUGUGGUAAAAUGCUCAAUAGCGAUUAUCUCCGAAGACAUGACGAGGUGGUUAAAUGUGUCCAUCUUCAUAUUUGUCGAAUGUAUGGAAUCAAAAAGAACAGGAAAUUAAAGACUCAUUCAGUUCAGUCGAUAUUGUCAACUCAAAAUGUAGAAAUUAGAGUUGACACGUCAAUUAUAACAGAAAAUAAAGUCAACUUCAAUAAACCGGAUAUCUUUGUUUAUGACAAGAUUAAAAAGGAAAUAACCUUAAUCGAGGUGGGCAUAACAUCUCAGGACCGCUUAAAACAAGUGGAAGUUGAGAAACUUCACAAAUAUGAUUUCCUUGCAAAUGAACUAUCACUACUCUACGAAUGCCAAGUUAAAAUUAUUCUCGUGGUUCUGACCUGGGAUGGUGUUGUCACAAGAUGCUUCAAAAAUUAUAUGGAUAAACUAUAUAUUGAAAAAUCUACAAUGACAUACAUCCAAUCGGUUGUGCUCAAAAGGACGCUAGAGAGCAUGAUAAUUGAACACAAGCAUGGAAUGAAGAUAACUGGCGAGGAAUAUGCCUCUGCGACCGAUCAACUAGUAGAAAUGGCAUGCCGCCAGGACACUCCAUUCAAAGAUAAAAGACGCACAACAACUGACGCAGAGAUAGAGAAUGAAGAGGAACAAGCAGCAGACUCUUCUCCUAAAAGGAGAAGAGAGACUACCAAUCAGGAUUGA